AAAAGAAAAAGAAAGUAUAAAUAAAAGAAGCAGAAAUGUCAGAGCAGAGGAAGGAGAAGCUCUCGCUGGAAGGAUACCUCUUCUUCGUCGAGACUCGUAACCGCCGCUGGUACUCUGUUGAUCAACUCAACCAGGUCCUCUCCAUGCACGGAUUCUGCCGCUUUCGCACCAAGAAGGCGAUCAUAGAGGCGUUGAAGCCGGUGGAGUUAAUGGCGGCCUCGAGAUCAACAUUGGGAAAGAAUAGGAGCAUCACAGCCGUAGAUGCAGGUCUGGAGCUCGAGGAGAUCCAGGGAGACAUUGCAGCCAUUGGAUGGGCCGAGUGCCCUUUGAGCUCCGUUCUAACCAUCCCAUCAAGCCCAACUGACGAGCCGAUUAAGAAAAGGCCCAUAUCCAUAGCUAACUGGGGAGCUAAGAAGAAGAGAAACAACAAGGCACCUCCCUCGCUGUUACCGGAUGCGAAUCCUUACCCGUUAGCAGUCUUAUCGGAUCUAGUUAACAAUGACAACACUAAUAUUACUACUUAAGUAGUAACAUACCAAUCUCAAAUGAAGUCCAAGUCUUCUUUUUGCUGUUCCAAAACAAUGGUUGCAAGGGCUCGUCUAUAAGCAGUGGAUCUGAGAUUACGGACUAGCACAAAGAUCUCAGGCCUGCUCUUCUUGUUCAUGCUCCAUUGUUGGUUUCUUAGUAGAGAAAGCAGUUUUGCUUCACAGUAUGAUACUGCUACUGGCUUGCCACUGUUUGUUUAUA
Molecule: messenger RNA, 747 nt
Organism: Dioscorea cayenensis subsp. rotundata (Guinea yam)
Lineage: Eukaryota; Viridiplantae; Streptophyta; Magnoliopsida; Dioscoreales; Dioscoreaceae
Exons: 3
Coding region: 36-524 (162 amino acids)
Source: RefSeq, a predicted model, not a curated record